This is a messenger RNA of Naumovozyma dairenensis CBS 421, 588 nucleotides long. It is a transcript of the gene EAF6, whose product is annotated as Eaf6p. Gene Ontology annotation, cellular component: NuA4 histone acetyltransferase complex. Lineage: Eukaryota; Fungi; Ascomycota; Saccharomycetes; Saccharomycetales; Saccharomycetaceae. The record is from RefSeq and is a predicted model, not a curated record. Bases 1 to 588 code for a protein of 195 amino acids. The transcript has a single exon.
AUGCCACAUGGAGAUGAGGAAACACAACAAACUACUAUCGACAUAGAAUUGCCCGACGAGAAAAUGGAUACUAAAUUGAAAGAGUACGAAGAUUUGAAAGAAAAAUUAAAAGAUUCCUUACUAGCAAAGAGGAACUUAGAAGAUGAAUUUGAUCGUAUACAACAACAAAUAUAUGAUAAAGAAACAGAGUACCUAGCAGGUUCUGUUGGUGCUCCCACAUCAAACAGCAAGGGAACACCAUCGUCUUCCGCUGCUGCUGCUGCGUCCCAUUCUAUAGGGAAUAUUAUAAAAGGAUUCGACGGGUUUUCCAAGAGUAGUCAUCAUCAUCACCAUCAUCAUCAUGAAUCUAAUUUUAAUUCUGGUAAUAAUAAUGUUUCAUUUUCUAACCAGGACAGAAUCUUUUCAUUAAGCAGUGCAUUGUUUGUAAAGCAACAACAAGAGAGACCAAAAUAUAAUAAUAGCAACACUGCUUCUAAUAACAAUGCUAAGGAACCUCUUUCCAACAUCAAUACCAAUGGCAAUGCUUCUUCUUCUUCUUUAAAUGAAAAUGGUCCACAACAGGUAAAUUCCACUUCGCAAUCCAAUUAG